AUGGAAACCUUCUCCAAGACUCCUGUAGAGUCAGCAGGAAACUGUCACCCAUUUUACUGUGAGAAUGAGUCUGCAGUGGAGGGAUUCUCCAUGCAGGAUGGCUUCCAGAGGAGAGAUGCCCUCUCAGAGAUGUGCGUGAUAAGAGAUGGAAGUCUGAAGAGGGUAUUAGGCUUCAGGACGAGUCGAGGAGAAGCCAGCCCGGGGGUGGAAUUGGUGGUCUUGGUGGAGGACACAGUGGCGGCGCCUGACCUUGGGGCAGAGGAAGACGAGGGGGACGAGGGUCAAGAGGACCGGGAGGACGCCGAGGAGGUCAAGGAGGACGCAGAGGAUGAAAGGAAGCACACUGAAGUGGUGCAAUGUCCUGAAGAGGCUGAGGAGGGAGACGAGGAGGAGGCUGCAGAGGGGCAGGCGGCUGAGGAGGUUAAGGACGAAGGGGAGAAAGAUGACAAGGAAGAGUCUGUCGAGGAAGAGGCUAAGGAGGGGGAUGAGCAUCUGAAGGAGGAAGAGGAGCCUGAGGGGGAUUCUGUGGAGGCUAAGGCUGAGGAGGCCAAAGAGGAGGAUUUUGAAGAGCAGGUGGCUGAGGACGUGGAGGCGGAGGCGGAGGAGGGCAAGAGGGAAGAGGCCAGGGAGGGGAGCCAGAAGGAGAAAGAAGCCCAGGAGCUGCAGGAGAAGCAGGAAGGGGAAGAAGAGCGAGGGGCAAGGCCAGGUACGCCCCGGUCCCCGCUCCAGGCCCUCCAGGCCCUGCAGUCAGAGCUGGAGCCCGUGAACAAGGACGCCAGCAGGGCCUACUCUCGGCUCAAGCUCAGGUUCUGGCAGAGGCGGCGGCAUCACCUGGAACGCCGAAGCGCCCUCAUCCGGGGCAUCCCUGGCUUCUGGGCCAAGGCUUUUGUGAACCACCCGCAGCUGUCAGCCAUGCUCAGUGGCCAAGAUAAAGGCAUACUUGUCUCCAUGACGGAUUUGCAGGUGGAGGAACUCGGAUCUCCCCGUGAUCGCCGCAAGAUCCUGCUCUUCUUUCGCAAGAACUCCUACUUCCGCAAUGAAGUCGUUGAGAAGGAGUAUGUCCUCAGGGCUGCUGGGUACGAGCCGUCUCAUUCCACUCCCAUCCAGUGGCACCGGAAUUAUGAACGGGAGGCCCGUAGCCGCAGACACCACAACAGCAGCCUAAACUUCUUCAACUGGUUCUCUGACCACAGCUUUGCCGGGUCUAGCAGGAUAGCUGAGAUCAUCAUGGACGACCUGUGGCCCAAUCCCCUGCAGUACUAUGUGAGGAAGAAGGCCCCAGCCGAGGGAACUGAGAGGAGGGCAGGGAGCUUCAAGAUGUUGAGAUGAAUAUGCAGAAGCAUCGCCCUUGACCGGAACCAGUCAGCAACUUCAGAUUGAGCCGGAGCCGAAUGGUCAGACGGGUUGCUCAGCACAGGGAAUUCCUGAAGUGUGGUGCCAGGGUGAAACACAGAGCCAACAGAGGCCUCCU
Molecule: messenger RNA, 1471 nt
Organism: Mustela erminea (ermine)
Lineage: Eukaryota; Metazoa; Chordata; Mammalia; Carnivora; Mustelidae
Product: testis-specific Y-encoded protein 3-like
Exons: 7
Coding region: 1-1329 (442 amino acids)
Biological process (GO): nucleosome assembly
Cellular component (GO): chromatin; nucleus
Molecular function (GO): histone binding; chromatin binding
Source: RefSeq, a predicted model, not a curated record